AUGACAGCACAAGGCACCAAAGACCUCGCCAAGGCCAGGUCCCAACUCACCUUUGACCCAACAUCCCUCACCGCAGCACUCUACCCAGCAACCGGCCGAACACGCGCUCAAACAGACCACCUCGUCAGCAUUGUUUCAAAAGAAGCCAUCUUCAAUAAAGAUGAUCGACGGUACAUGAACCGCGUUGAACUCCUUCAACGCGCGUACGCUAUGCAACUCCGCUUGACACAGCUGUGUAAGCAGCAUGGAUGGGAUUAUGAGACAUUAUUGGGUGCGAUGGGGUUAUUGGAUGAUCAUGUGCCCUUUGGUUUACAUUAUACUGCGUUCGUGCCUGUUGUCAAGUCUCAGGGCAGUGAUGAACAGAUUGCUCAAUGGCUACCACGGUGUAUGAAUCUAGAAGUCGUUGGCUGCUAUGCACAAACAGAACUCGGCCAUGGCUCCAAUGUUCAAGGUCUAGAAACACGCGCAAAGUAUGACCAUGCAACAAAGACAUUCGCCCUCUCCUCACCCUCCCUCACUGCAACGAAAUGGUGGAUCGGAGGCCUGGGCACCAUGGCGAACCAUACCGUCCUCCAAGCACAACUCUUCAUGAACAAUAAAAACCUCGGACCACACCUAUUCAUUGUUCCCGUACGAGACUUGAAGACGCAUGAACCCUUGCCUGGCAUCACAGUCGGUGAUAUCGGUCCUAAACAUUACGGUGGUUUCGCCAUGGUUGAUAAUGGUUUCCUGCGCUUCUCAGGUGACGUUCGUAUUCCUGCAAGUAAUAUGCUGUCUCGGUAUGCGCAGAUUGAUGCAGCUGGCCAUUAUCGACCUGCAGGACAUGCUAAAAUCGGGUACGGCUCCAUGGUUGCAUUACGUGCAGGGAUGCCCUUUGUUCUCGGUACAGAGCUCGCAAAAGGCGUCACCAUUGCGAUUCGGUAUACCACUGUCCGUCGCCAAUUCGCACCCGCUGCACCCAUUGUGACGGAUAAACUCGAAGAUGGCGUUGCUCCCCCUAAACCUGCUCCGAUGAUUGAACGACAGGUGAUUGAGUAUGGAAGUGUGCGAGAGCGACUCGUUCCAUUGCUUGCAAAAUCAUACGUCUACAUCUUGACAGGUCAUGGUGUGGGUAAGAUGUACAAAGAGAUGCUUGCAAAACUCGUUGCACCACCGCAUGAUGCCUCCAGACUCGCUGAAGUCCAUCUCGUUACCUCUGGAUUGAAAGCCGCACUCUCGUGGUCUGUUGUGCAAGGAUUGGAAGAAGCGCGCAAGAGUAUGGGUGGUCAUGGUUUCAGCAGUUAUGCAGGUAUUGGUGAACGUUUCGCAAAGGAAGUUCCCGGCCAAACGUACGAAGGGGAUAACUACGUCCUUGUCCAACAAACAGCGCGUGGUCUCCUCAAAUGUGUUGCACAAGUUGCAAAGGGACAAGGCAAUCAACUCGAUCCAUCCACGCAAUUCAUGCAAGAGGCAUUGAUGAAUCUUCAGCAACGCAGUACAGGUAAGUGGGAUUGGACGGAUCGUACUGCCUUGCGACGGGUACUUGAUCUUCGUUGUGCGGCACUCGCUGCGAACCUUGCGAAGAAGUUGCAACAGGGUGAAGACUUCGCUGUACUCAACCUCGAGUGUGCACGACUCACCAUGGCAUUCGCGGAUUGUUAUUGUGCAGCAACUGCAUUGCAGACUAUUUCUACCCUCCCGGACGCUUCUGUGCGAGCGAGGCUGGAAGGACUCGUGGAGAUCUUUAUGCUUGAGCAACUUAAAGCGAGUGCUGGUGAUUUGGCAGAAUUCGACAUCACAACAGGUGGUGCGGAUCUACGCGCUUUACGGCAGCAUGCACAAGUCACGAUGCAAAAGCUGACUGUGGAUGGUGGAUUGAUUGGGUUGACGGAUGCGUUUGGUUUCACCGACUGGGAGCUCAAUAGUGUUUUGGGAAGAGCGGAUGGCAAUGUGUAUGAGAGUUUGUGGAAGCAUGUCAAUGAGCGUAAUCCUGUCAACCAGCAUCGUGUGGUGCCUGGUUGGAAGGAGCACAUCAGGCCACUUCGAGAUGUUCACGCUGGCCAGGUCAAGGCUCUGCUGUAUUCCAUUCUUCAUCUCGACACACCACGACCUCUACCCUUCUCUAGCUACACGAUGGUCUUUUCCCGUAUAGGACAAGCUGUGAUUCUCUCCACUACCAUGUUCUGUCUUGGUUGUUUGCUCAUGAACUGGACCGUCGACCACAAGACACUUUGGGAAUCAGGCCCAACACCCGCUGCUUUUGAUGCCGCUGAACACCAUUAUCGCAGCCUCUACCAAGUCCCUCAUGUAGUCAAGCACACACUGCAUACCAUCAUUGGUGUAGGCAUUCUAGCGCAUGUCGUCAAGAUGCACAAGGGAAAUCAGAGCAACACGCUCUUUGAUGGUGGAUCGCUCGUAUUGACCAUGAUUGCUGUUAUGUUGUAUGUCAGCAACUUGGUCAAGGGCAUCGAAGCACUCGCUCUACAAGCCUAUGAGGACCUCACACGGGAAGAUUCCAUUCGAGUGAUUGCAGCAUCGAAUGUCAUCCUCGGGCUCGUCUUAUUUGGUGUGUUGGUUUUACAGAUUGGACAGGGCUAUGCAGAGCAAGUUGCUGAGCGCGAGCAACUUGAGUUUGAGAAGGAGACGAAUAGUGCGAAGAAGACUGAGUGA
This is a messenger RNA of Protomyces lactucae-debilis, 2649 nucleotides long. RefSeq names its product ER membrane protein SH3-domain-containing protein. The record is from RefSeq and is a predicted model, not a curated record. Gene Ontology annotation, biological process: fatty acid beta-oxidation using acyl-CoA oxidase; lipid homeostasis. Gene Ontology annotation, molecular function: FAD binding; fatty acid binding; acyl-CoA oxidase activity. The transcript is spliced from 3 exons. Bases 1 to 2649 code for a protein of 882 amino acids. NCBI's taxonomy places the organism in Eukaryota, Fungi, Ascomycota, Taphrinomycetes, Taphrinales, Protomycetaceae. Gene Ontology annotation, cellular component: peroxisome.